Molecule: messenger RNA, 761 nt
Organism: Amoebophrya sp. A25
Lineage: Eukaryota; Dinophyceae; Syndiniales; Amoebophryaceae
Source: the annotation of a GenBank genome assembly
GACUUUUUCGACGUAGGAGAGAUGUGGAACUUCGUGAAUAUUAUCAACGGCUUUCCCUUUAAGAGCGUUCGCAUGAACGUUUCCAAUACAUUGAAGACCGGGAAAAAACGUUUUCAGGAUAAGGUGAUGGAGAACAUCAACAGGUACAGCGAGUUGGAGCCAACAUUGAAAGACGAGAAUGAACGAGCCGCAGCAUGGAACCGGCUGAUCGAUCCUGAGUUCAGAGCGUGGUUAAUGUUUGGCGAUAUUUUCCCUAAGUCUUGUGAGCGUUGGCUCAUUCUGGAUGAUUUUCUUCGACCUACAUGGACACAGGCACCGGGUGACGAGCUUGUCACGAUCCACUACGGAGCUGCGCACGCUAGAUGGCUAAGCGCCCCGAAGCUCUGGCGAUCCGAAACGAUCCGCAAAAUCCAGGUUACCAGUGACACAGAUUCAGGCUCAGGUGGGCUCCCGCCUCAUUUUUCGUAGCCUACACUAGGAAACCUCGCUGGGUACAUCAUCGCCAUCUCUCUGUGGGUCCAAUCCGAAUGGACUAGCGCCAUCAGACGCAUAAUUGCCUGCGGAAGCAACAAGCUAGAUUAGCGGGUAGAAGUCGGCAGGGAAAUCGUAGGCAGAUUGCCGAAUAGAUUCGCGCCAUCGAGUGCCUGUCAGAGGCCCCAACUGUUCGCGAGAUUUGCCUUGCUCACGAGAUUUGAGAUAGAAAACCACACAGAAGAAAUUUGCAUCAGCUUUCUAUGAUACUGCGCCAUCUUUCGUCUAGU